AUGGCGAUAAUAGGUGACGCCUUGCGGCAGGCGUUCAUGCCGAAGCACGAGUACGAGAGCCUCCGCGAAGAGGAGAAGGCAUGGCACAAGCUCCACAAGCCGCUGAUUUCUCUCUUGCUAACCCUAAUCUCGCUCGCCGUUUUGAUAUCCACUGUGAUUAGCUUGAAGAUAGUUUUUCCGGAUGACAAUUUGCGGCGCCCCUUCUGCCGCGAUCUGAGGAUUCAGCCUCUGUCGAUCAAUUUCACCGCCGCGGCCGCCGGAGAGGCGGAUCGCCUGCCUGGAGCGUUUGUUUUGACGGAUCAGGAGACGGUUGAUUAUUACUGGAUGGUGGUUUUCGUUCCCUCCGCCAUGGUUUUCGCAGCUUCUGUGGUCUACUUGAUUGCAGGUCAGGAAAUUGGUUAUGCUUUAGCUGCUCAGGCUGAUUGUGCUGGGAUUACAGUUGCUUAUACUGCCCCUGCAAGACAUGGAUGCUUGAAGGUUGUUGAGAACAAUUACUGUGCUUCAAGAAGAGGUGGGGUCCGCUGUCUAUCCAUACUGAAUGUGGUGUUCGCCAUCACGUUUGGUCUCCUUGCCCUAUUCCUGGGCUCGACUCUCCUCACCCUCGGCAGCAGCUGCUCGGUGCCCCUUUUCUGGUGCUACGAGAUCUCGUCAUGGAGCAUGGUCAUCCUUCACGGUGGUACCGCCUUCUUCCUCAGAAGAAAAGCGGCUUCGGUGCUCGACGAGGGUGACUUUUCCGGAAGGAAUGUCGGGCUCGAGAUGCUUGAGUCGGGCCCUGUGGAGGUUACCCCGGAAAUCGAGAGGCGUGUGGACGAGGGUUUCAAGUCUUGGAUGGGCCCGUCUUUCCUGUCGUCAGACGAGGAGGAGGACGAGCCUGACGACUACUUGGAAGUGCCGAAUGUGUCGCACUUCAACUCCACACGUCAGAGGGUGUGAGAGCUCUCGAUUGGUUUUCUGGGAUGAUGAGCUGGCGUGAGGGGAUUUGAUGCAAGAUUUGACUUGACCAGCAAAACUUGUGUAUACUGUUAAAGGAACGGUUUUUGUCACGGGCUGGGAAAAAUUGGCUGCACCUCGCAAAGAGCAAUUCUCUACUUUGGUAUACUUGUGAUAAAUCACGGAAAGGUUUGGAGGUGUGAUGCCUCUCAAAAUAUUCAUUUUUUUUUUUUUUUUAGAAUAUAUGGUUAGGAUUUUGGGUCUAGUAUCUGUUGUAGACUGCAAUGUGCAAAGAAGGACGAAAGUGGCUCUUGCAAGUGGCAACGUUUUUUAGGUGAAUGUAUGAAGGAAUUGUUGAGCUGGUAAAAAAUUGUGGAGAGGUGAAUGUAUGAGGUGGCGUGUGUUUUGUGAUUUCUAGCGAGAGAAUAAGACCUUCGCAUGGUUUAUAUAUAAACUAUAACAGGGCUACAACAAGGAUUUUAUGGAGCAUAGGAAUAUGUCUAUCAAAUAAAUAUUGGAUCUUAACGAAGUUAGGAAUGUGGGAGUCAAGAAAUAUUUAAGUUGUGGUUCACUUUAUUUUUUGGACCAUUAAUAAUAAAUCAUUCUAC
This is a messenger RNA of Striga asiatica, 1538 nucleotides long. The record is from the annotation of a GenBank genome assembly. NCBI's taxonomy places the organism in Eukaryota, Viridiplantae, Streptophyta, Magnoliopsida, Lamiales, Orobanchaceae.